ACCAGCAGCCAGUGAAACCUUCUAACUCCAAGGAAAACACUAUAAACAGAGAGAAUGUGGCUCCCUCUGUUGGUGGUGUUGGGUCUGAUCCUCCUUUACAGAUGGCACAGACAGAGUCAGAUACUGGAGAAUAUUACAGACAAAUAUGUCUUCAUCACUGGAUGUGAUACAGGAUUUGGGAACACGGUGGCAAAACAGCUGGAUAAACGUGGGAUGAAGGUUCUGGCUGCCUGUCUAACCAACGCAGGAGCUAAUGACUUAAAGAAGGAAUGCUCCAGCAGAGUACAAACCGUGAUCUUGGAUGUUACAGACAGCCAAAGUGUUAGUUCUGCUGCCGCAUGGGUCAAAGGCAUUGUUGCAGAUAAGGGUCUUUGGGGUCUAGUGAAUAAUGCUGGAAUCUUAAUCCCUUUGGCCCCUAAUGAAUGGCUGACAAGGGAUGAUUUUCGCAAGGUACUGGAAGUCAAUCUCUUGGGUAUGGUAGAUGUUACACUCAACCUGCUUCCUUUUAUAAGAAAAGCGAAAGGACGCAUUGUCAAUGUAUCUAGUAUUGCUGGAAGGGUAACACUGUGUGGAGGUGGCUACUGCUUAUCCAAGUAUGGCGUAGAAGCUUUUUCUGACAGCUUAAGGAGGGAGCUCAAGCCUUUUGGAGUGAAAGUCUCCAUCAUUAAUCCUGCUUUCUUUAGAACAUCAAUUCUGAAUGCAGAAGUAAUAAACAACCGUGUUACAGACAUUUGGAACAAACUGCCUCUGAACCUAAAAAAUGCCUAUGGGGAGAAGUAUUUUCAACAAUAUUGUAAAUUCAUUAUUAAAAUAUGUUCCAUGACCAACCCAAAAAUCACAGUUGUGACAGAUUGUAUGGAGCAUGCCCUAACAGCAGUGCAGCCAUGGACACGAUAUUCUGCUGGCUGGUAUGCCAAACUGUUCUAUAUGCCCUUGUCAUAUCUCCCCACAUUUGUGGGAGAUUUUUUUCUUGACUCUUCGCCAGAUGUACCCAAAUGAGAAACUGAAGAAUGAAUG
Nanorana parkeri is the source of this 1017-nucleotide messenger RNA. RefSeq names its product retinol dehydrogenase 7-like. The coding region runs from base 55 to 999 and encodes 314 amino acids. The transcript is spliced from 6 exons. The record is from RefSeq and is a predicted model, not a curated record. NCBI's taxonomy places the organism in Eukaryota, Metazoa, Chordata, Amphibia, Anura, Dicroglossidae.